Messenger RNA from Gadus macrocephalus (Pacific cod), 2683 nucleotides. It is a transcript of the gene mgat4b, whose product is annotated as alpha-1,3-mannosyl-glycoprotein 4-beta-N-acetylglucosaminyltransferase B. Gene Ontology annotation, molecular function: acetylglucosaminyltransferase activity. Lineage: Eukaryota; Metazoa; Chordata; Actinopteri; Gadiformes; Gadidae. Gene Ontology annotation, biological process: protein N-linked glycosylation. Bases 1149 to 2039 code for a protein of 296 amino acids. Gene Ontology annotation, cellular component: Golgi stack; endoplasmic reticulum-Golgi intermediate compartment; endoplasmic reticulum. The record is from RefSeq and is a predicted model, not a curated record. The transcript has 11 exons.
GACACUCUGAGCUAUUUAGUACGACUUCUUUAUUCUAUUGGUGGGCAAUGGGAGCUUCCCAGUACAACCAUAACCUUUUACUGGUGGCAGCUGGGAGUUGCCGGGUUCAACAACCGUCUUCUACUGGUGCACACUGAGAGUUGCCCAGUACAACUCCAGUCGUGUACUGGUGGGCACUGGGUGUAGACCAGGGCUGUUUGAGGCUGACCCAAAGUGACUUUAUGAGCUCAAAGAGGCAUUUUUUAUUAGAAACUUUAUUUCUAACUUGCAAGUUAAUCAAAAGCUUUCAGACAAGUCCAUCCAGAGUUUGUCUCAGUCUCUUUGUGAGCAGAACCAAUUAGGAAUGAUCAGUCUAUUAAUUGUUAAUUGUAAUAGUAAAAGUCUUCUGCCGUCGGGAGGGUUACGAGGUCAGCCCCAUCAGUAAAAAUAUAUGCAUUCUCCUUGUGUGUUGAACCUGACACAGCUGUUACCCACAAUAGCAUCAAAGGAAGGCUGUAACAAGAAACAAAACACCAACUCAUUUAGCCCAACCUUCAACUAAUUCUGUGGGACAGCCUUCUUCCCCGGAGUCCUUUCAGGGCCACCGAUUGGCUGCUGAGUGAGUGUUGUGGAGCAGGGAUUGGAGCACUGGUGGUGGGCUUGGAAUAGGACUGAACACAUCAUGAUGUCAUCUGUCUCUUCACAACAGAGUGUAACCUGACGACGUCCAAACAGCUGCUCUGAAUCAGGCCUGAUUGUUUGUGACCAGAUGUGUUUGUGUAUGUGCGUGCGUGUGUGUGCAUGUGUGUGUGUGUGCAUGCGUGCGUGGGUGCGUGUGUGCUUGUGUGUGUGUGUGGCAUGUGUGUGUGUGUGUGUGAGUGUAUGCAAAUUAGAUAUUUAUGCAUUGUAGGACAUCAUUCUCUGACCCACUGUGAUUUGUGUGUGUGUGUCUUUGUGUGUCUGUGUUGCAGUCGGACCAGCAGUAUGCUAUCAGCGUUGCUGAAAACCUCAAGCGCCUUUUUCCAGUGGAGAUCCAGGCUGGUCUACUGGAAGUCAUCUCUCCAUCGAUCCACUUCUACCCAGACUUCUCCCGCCUCAAGGAGUCCUUCGGAGAUCCUAAAGAGAGAGUCCGAUGGCGGACCAAGCAGAACCUGGACUACUGCUUCCUCAUGAUGUACGCCCAGACCAAAGGAACAUACUAUGUGCAGCUGGAGGAUGACAUCGUGGCCCGGCCCAACUACUUCACCACCAUGAAGAACUUUGCCCUCCAGCAGCCCCUGGAGGACUGGAUGAUCCUGGAGUUCUCCCAGCUGGGCUUCAUCGGUAAGAUGUUCAAGUCGAUAGACCUGUCGCUCAUCGUGGAGUUCAUGUUAAUGUUCUACAAAGACAAGCCCAUCGAUUGGCUGCUGGAUCACAUCAUGUGGGUCAAGGUGUGCAAUCCAGAGAAGGACGCGAAACAUUGUGACAGACAGAAGGCCAACCUGAGGAUUCGGUUCAAACCAUCUCUGUUCCAGCACGUAGGCACCCAUUCCUCCCUCGCUGGGAAGAUCCAGAAACUCAAGGACAAGGACUUUGGGAAGCAGACCCUCCACAAAGGCCACGCUAACCCGCUGGCGGAGGUGACCACCAGCCUGAAGACCUACCAGCACUUCACCCUGGAGAAGGCCUACCUGGGAGAGGACUUCUUCUGGGCCUUCACCCCUGUGGCCGGGGACUUCAUCCGCAUGCGCUUCUUCACCCCCGUCCGCAUCGAGAAAUAUUUCUUUCGGAGUGGGAAUAUUGAACAUCCGGGAGACAAACUCUACAACACGUCGGUGGAGGUGCUGCCAUUUGAUAACAUCCAAGGGGAGAAGGAGGCCUUAAGGGAGGGGACAGAGAAGAGUCCAAGGUACCAUAGAACAGAAGACGGCUUCAUCUGUAUCGGAAUGUUCCAGAACGGGAUCGCCGAAGGGGAGGUAGACCCCAGCUUUGGGCCCUUGGAGGCAUUCCGCCUCACGGUGCUGACGGACUCCCCAGUGUGGGUCAUCCUUAGUGAGAUCUUCAUCAGGAAAGCAGAGUGAACUCCUACCGUCGCCAACCCCAGCCGAUCUCCCCCAUCCCCAGACACCCUUCCGCUAUCCCCUCUUCCUUAGCAAUACCUCAAACAGCCACUGACCGUUCAGCAGCCGAGCAGAACGGAAGCCUUGAGAGGAGCUUGGACCCUCCCGGGACUCCGCCGACCGAGUGCCCUCGCCGGUGGUGCAAUAGCACACCCUGCUGGCUGGUUUUCGGCUCUGCCUCGAUCUAUGAAAAUCCUGGCAGAGGAAGAGGACGAAACGUUAUUAUUAUUGAGAAGGGGCUCUUCUCGUGACGCGCCUGGGAAAUGGAAGACACAGUACACACAAAGAUGAUUCUUAAGACUCUGUAUUUAGUACAAAUCUGUAUUUAUGUGUACAUAAGUUGUGCGUUGAAAACACUGGUUUAAUUGUCAAGCGGCCUGGGAUGAGAUAGCCCCGCCAUUUUUGAUAAUGCUUUAACAUUGAAGUCACUGCUUGGAAAUCAAAGAUGUUUUUGCAUCUUCACUGUCCUUACUCACCCUUUUCAUUGGGUGGGAAAAAAAGACCUGUCUGGAUCAUUCUACUCGACAUUAUCCCACCAGUAUAUUCAAGUAAUAACCACGUAUUUGGAAAUAUGCAUAUAAAUGGUCACGGUCACCUGAACAAUC